Molecule: messenger RNA, 4914 nt
Organism: Blastomyces gilchristii SLH14081
Lineage: Eukaryota; Fungi; Ascomycota; Eurotiomycetes; Onygenales; Ajellomycetaceae
Product: STE/STE11/BCK1 protein kinase
Exons: 2
Coding region: 1-4914 (1637 amino acids)
Biological process (GO): protein phosphorylation
Molecular function (GO): ATP binding; protein kinase activity
Source: RefSeq, a predicted model, not a curated record
AUGGAUGGUCAACGGCAACAGUACAUACCAGCGCCGCCGCCUCACAUCUCACAGUCUAGUGCAGCGACGCAUAUGAUGCCAUUCCCUCCACCCCCCCCUCGCAUGCCCCACUCAGGACACGGUCUUGUCCCUCCACCUCCUCCCGGUCCCCCACCAGGUACAACCUAUACAGUACAGCCGGGAUGGCAACAAGGAUGGGCGAGGCAUCAAGCAAUGGCUCAACAAUUUCCCCCGCCCCCUCCCCCUUUACUUUCUUCCAACCAAUCUCAAAACCCCUAUUUAGCGUACAGUGCUACACGUUCUCGCCAUCAGCCGGCCCCUUUAUCCAUUCCUUCUCGAUCAAUAGGUAGUGAGACACACCCUCUCACAUCCGCGACGUAUAUUCCAGGGGGCGAAUCGUUUGGCCCUGGCGUUGGGAUUCCUCCGCUCUUCACCCACGAUCCACAAGAGGCGUAUGGGCGUCCAGAGCAAUACGGAUAUCCUAUUGAGACGGAAAGCGCAAGGCACGUUUCUAAUCCAACAUAUCAUGAUGGAACUCUACAGAGUACUGCAGGGAAUCGGUCACAUCAAUUAAACCUUCCGUUGCGCGACCACCAGGAUCCCCUUUCUCCAGGGCCACCAACCGCCACUUUACAUAACCCGCAACGCGACAAUUCUGGCCAGACAAAAAAUGAAUAUUCAGUCGGCGGCAUGACGGUCCAGGAAGCCGAUGAAAGAUGGCCUCUCGAUCGUGUACUACUGUGGCUUGCACAAAAUGGAUUUUCCAACGAUUGGCAGGAGACCUUUCGGGCGUUAGACCUGUACGGCGCUAGUUUCGUGGAACUGGGCAAUCGUUCAGAUGGUAGAAGCCACCUAAGUAAGAUGCACAAAGUGGUAUAUCCUCAGCUUGCCAAGGAAUGCAUAAAGAGCGGCACUGGGUGGGAUAAGACAAGGGAACGAGAGGAGGGAAAGAGGAUGCGGAAUUUAAUUAAGAAAAUUGCUGAUCAAGGAAGUUCGGAAUCUGCGAGCCUGGGUACUAGAUACUAUGACAGUCAAAUGCUACCCAGUGCAUCCACGGACGAUGGGUUAGAAAAUUCGCCUAAUUUAGGACGGGAUUCAUUCCCAAGCUACAGUUCUGGAACCGCUGAAAGCAGCCCAGGUCAGCAAUAUGCAGCUAGAGCAACACCCAAUUCGGCUCAAAAACAGUACUCUGGCCAACGUCCUGAAUUACCGAUUCAGGACUCUCGUUCGGACUUUUCUCGAAGCGUUUUUGGAAUGCUGGAUGGGCGGCGAGGGCAUAGCCCCUCUGCGUCAAGCGACAAUGGCAUACCGCUGACUUCAGAAGAUAAUCCUCAGAGCGGAAGUCCUGCACAACAUUUUGUCACGAUGGCGCACCAAGAAUAUGUCCCAUUCUCCGGAGAAGCCAAUGGAAGAUGUGAUAAGCGCCAUAGUUCUGACUCCAUGAUGAGCCGAGGUUUCUCAUCCCAAGGCUUCCUUGGUGGCCAAGGAGCUUGUAGACAAAAUGAUCCCAAGAAAAAUGGGCAAGGACCAUCACCACAAGAACAAGGAACACGCCAAGGACUGGGUGAAUCAUUGCCUAAGGAACACGGCAAAGGAUUUUUUCAUAAAUUGAAAUGGAAGAAGGGCACCGAUUCGAUGCAUCCAUCUCCAGAGGAAAUAUAUGCAGAUUCGCCUACGAGUCCAGUGGGCACACGUAACCCACCGCCAACUUCUGUGUUUAUGAAACCAGGGUUCAAUGGCAGCGAUAUGUCCUUGAGUGAACGACCGUGUUCUUCCGUUUCUGAUUAUGAUAAGGUCCAAUCACGGCCUCGAAAAGCCACAAACAACAUGCCCCAGAGACGAUUCGCCUUGGCUACUCCUGAUGGAUGGAAUUACCGAUUGAUAGAUCUAACGGAUGUGGAUGCUGCGGACACACUACGAGCUACCAUUUGUAAUAGCCUAGGGAUCAAAGACCCUGGAAGUGCUUUGAUCUAUCUUACGGAACCUGGUCAAAUCACCCACGAGGAGCCGCUUAGUGAUACGAUGUUGGUCGUGAAUCGCAGGACAAAAUCAGAUGCCCAAGGCACUUUGAAAUUUUUCGUUCACCUCGCUAAUUUAUCUGCGGCGUCUGCACCGGUGACCCAGCCAACUGGUUUGGGUCUUUCUUUGGCUGAGCGCACCCGUUUAUCUCGGAAUAUGGCGGACGAUGAGGCUCGGCACUAUAUGGGAGCUACAUCGCCCUCUCAUAGAUCCCAGCCGGGGAUGAAGCUUAAUACUACCAAAUCCUUCCCUUAUGACCAGUUCCAAUCUCAAUCUCGACCUUCAUUUGGUGAUAAAGGCCAGGCUAGCGAGAUAGAUAUGGAAGGUAGAGAAGCAUCAAUAUUAUCAGCGCAUGAAGAAUACCGACGAGAAGCCGAACGAAAGCAGAAAAUUUAUCUACAAUCAAGACAAGAAAAUCAGCAGUAUAAAGAUUCGCCUAAGGUGUCUAUAAGGCGUGAUGGUGUAAUAGAUUUUGAUUCCCCUCGACUUUCUCCAUAUGAAGAUAAAAAAACAGAUAACCUAGUUCCAUUACGAAAACCCCCAUCGGCACCGUCGGAGUCGAGCACGCUUUCUAAGGUCAAUUCUUUGAGCAGAAAACCUGGCGACCGCCCUAUCAGAGGUCAUGAUAGCACUGAUCGUGCGAAGCGCAGCUCUGCUGAACAGAUAUCUGAAGAACGUGGAGAAAAACCGUGGACAUCAACUGCCAGUACAGCCUCGCCUGGAUUAAGUGAUGGGCUUGGAGCAGCCUUGGCCGGAAUUGGAAAAGUCUCUAGUGCUAUUGGGAAACCUUUCGCCAGCCAAGCUGCCGCCUCUGGCCGCUCCCCACUCUCUGCAUCUGAGCCUGUUUCCGGAAAGGGUCGUUCAAUGCAGUCUGUCGAUUUCAACAGUGGUGAUGGGCGCCGAACCACUCCUUCAUCUUCCCCCAAAGUACCCUUUUUCAGCCGUGGAAAGGGCAAUACCACUUUUACAGUGCCUCAGUAUGAUGCGGAAGGGCGUACGAAACAUCCUGAAGACAUGAAGAAGCCUCUACCUGCCACAGGCCUUGAUGGUUCUUCUUCCGUUAGUCCGGCGAAAGUCAACACUCAUUCGGCAGAGAAGAGGAAGUCAAUUGGUCCGGAUUUCGAUUUCCAGGAAACCGAAGUGUCUUUCGCGAAAGCCCAAGCGCCUGAAGAUGAUUCGGAUGAGGAUUCGGAUGAGGGUCUAUUUGCGAUACCAUUAGCUAGUGCGAAGGGCGGGGCGCAGUCAAAGACAGUUAAAGCACCGACGAACAACCGCGGAGGUAGCCAAGGUCGGUCUACAAAACCUGCUCUCACUGUCAAUACCGGUUCGCGAGGAACCAAAGGGAUGUCUGUAAGCUUCAAAUCUCCGAGUCCUGGAGAAACAUCCAAUACGCCGUCCACUCGAAGCACAGUCAACGAACAAGGUGUGGAGAAUGAAGGGUUCAACCCUGAGAAUGGCUCGUCAGAUUCACCAGAGGCCUCUUGGUUCAACCGUCGCGAAUCAUUUGUCCGAGAUGACAUCUGGGCAAGUAGGCCUCCUGUGGAGGGUAUGAUAGAACAUUUAGAUGACUACUUCCCCGAUGUCGAUCUUGAUGAACCGUAUGUGGAAGGCAGCGUGAUGUCACCGCCGAUGUCGCCGACUCGCCCUGGACCUACCAUCGGCUCAGAGCCUGACAAUCAGGCGUUGCGAAGCACAGCUACGCACAGCACCCUUGAUUCUAUAAUGGCUCAGGAUAGCACAGACACCCUGGGUUCAGAUGAGUCCACCUUGAAGGCAAAGAGCACAAUUAAUAGCGUUGCACAACGGAAUAUUACUCGAUCCCAAGGUGGUGGACUAACCCGCAUGAAAUCGAUUCGUGAAGUUGCAAAGGGUGCCCACCAAAUUCAUAGAAACCAAAGCAUAACUGCUUCCAAUGCUAAAUCAGGCGCACUUCUUCGACGCAAGAGUACCAAGAUGUUUGGCGCGAAGAUUCUGCAGGUCAAACCUGGAAGUCGACUGAGCGAGCAUCCAGUUCCGCUCCCACCCCACUCGGGAUCUCAAAAUAAGCUGCCUCAGAGACAAGCCACUUUCCGUAUCAUUCGAGGUCAACUUAUCGGCAAAGGAACGUAUGGUAGGGUCUAUCUUGGUAUCAAUGCAGAUAACGGAGAUAUCUUGGCAGUAAAACAAGUUGAAGUGAGCCAAAAAGCUGCCGGUUAUGACAAAGAUAAAAUGAAAGAGAUGGUUUCUGCACUCAAUCAAGAAAUAGAUACUAUGCAGCAUCUCGAACACCCUAAUAUUGUUCAGUAUCUUGGAUGCGAGCGCGGCGAGUUGUCGAUUUCCAUCUAUCUCGAAUAUAUCCCGGGUGGAUCUAUCGGGAGUUGUCUUCGCAAGCACGGCAAGUUCGAAGAAAGUGUCGUCAAGUCUCUCACGCGCCAGGUCUUGAGCGGGCUGGCAUACCUUCAUGACCAAGGCAUUCUUCAUCGAGACCUUAAAGCCGACAAUAUCCUUCUCGACCUCGACGGCACCUGCAAAAUUUCCGACUUCGGCAUAUCAAAGAAAACAGACAAUAUUUAUGGGAAUGACGUUACUAAUUCGAUGCAAGGCUCGGUAUUCUGGAUGGCGCCAGAAGUUGUACAAUCACAAGGUCAAGGCUAUAGUGCAAAGGUGGACAUUUGGUCGCUUGGCUGUGUCGUCCUGGAGAUGUUCGCGGGCCGGCGGCCUUGGAGUAAAGAAGAGGCGAUCGGAGCUAUUUUCAAGCUUGGAAGUUUGAACCAGGCCCCUCCAAUCCCUGACGAUGUGUCUAUGGAAAUCACACCGGAAGCACUUGCUUUCAUGUAUGAUUGCUUCACUAUUGACACUUUCGAACGCCCGACUGCGGGAAACUUUGCUCUUCCAACAUCCUUUCUGCAAGGCUGA